AUGACCACAAACGGCCAGUCUUCGCUGAGCGAAGCAUUCGGCGGGAAAUGGCCUGACUCUCCUUUACCGGUAUGGACCCGACUGUCCAAUGCAGCACAAAGUUACCCCGACAAACUUGCCAUAGCUUGUCUGCAUCAAUCUCCCAAUCUGUAUGGUAUACAAAGCUCUGAAUAUGCCAUUGGGGGUUUUGAGAAGCACCUUCAGUGGUCGUACUCUCAGCUCCGCUCCACUGUCGAAUACUUGGCUGCUGGACUACAGGCUCAAGGCCUCUCCUCAGGAUCUUCCAUUGUCACUAUUCUGAAAAACGGUAUCGAGUUCCCCAUGGCCUUCUGGGCUGCUCACAAGCUUGCAUGUCCCUUCGUGCCCCUCAGCUCACGGACCCUCACAAACACCGUCCAGACACGACACAUGCUCACGGUUGCCGACGUAGCUGCCGUGAUUGUGGAAGACCUGGAGUCCGCGGCUGCAUUCGAUCAGUUGUGGCACGCAGGAGCGCGAAAAGUGAUCAAGAUCGUAGCUGGAGAAAUCAGCCCAGACGGUUGGACUAGCAUUUCGGAAUUGCUGGAGAUCGGGAGAAGAGUAAAAGCAGAUCAGAGCCACGAACUCGGAAUAUUGCAUGCGCGUGAGUUCGAGCACAGAGCAGAAUCCAAGGAUACUGUGACGAUACUGUUCACUAGCGGCACCACUUCACUGCCCAAGGGUUGCCCUCACACGAACCUCACCCUCAACGCCUUCUCAAAGAUCCUGAGCAUCGGAGGCGCGUCACCAAAUGACAUCUUCUGCUCAGUCCUCCCUAACAGCCAUGCAAUGGGAUACUUCUUCGUUCUCCACUUCUUCAUGAAUGCUGGCACGGUUGUCUACCCGUCUGCUACCUAUGAAGCAGCUGCUAUGGCGCAUGCUUUGGCAGCGCAUCGAUGCACUCACGCCACUCUCGUGCCAACUGCUCUCCACAGUCUUCUUGAAUGGAUCGAGCCCUCAGGGCUUCUUUUCCCCGAUCUCAAGGACCUUUGUCUCGCGGGUUCGUCCAUCACGCCGCAGAACAUCCGGUCUGUGAUCCGUGAUCUUGGCGCCCAAGGUGUUUCCACUGGAUAUGGCACCACAGAAGGCAGCCCGGUCUGGAAUGCACCGACGUCGGAUCCGGAGCAGCUCAUCCGCGGAGACGAUGUUUUGUGCGGAUAUGCUGUGCCAGGGCAACAUAUCCGCAUUUGCGCACCAAAUUCGACACAGCCACUUCCUCGCGGCCAGCCCGGCGAAAUUCUUGAAUGUGGACCCGGAAUGAUCGCAGGCUAUCUUGGUGAUAAUGUGGGGAAGGAUUCAUUCGCUGUGGACGGUGAUCUGACGUGGUACAAGACCGGUGAUAGCGGCGUGAUGUGGGAUGAUGGCCGUGUGUCGGUUGUGGGGAGGUUCAAAGACAUGAUCAUCAGAGGCGGUGAGAACAUCGCUCCUGCAGCAAUCGAGGUUGUCCUAAACCAAUUUCCUGGCGUUGAGGCACAAGUUGUUGGUGCUUCGGAUCACUUUGCAGGCGAAGUGCCUGUGGCUUUGGUGCGAACUCUUCCACCUGGCGAUAAUCCAGCAGGCCAGCUCCAGGAAGCCGUCCGAAAUCAUAUGGGCAUGUUGCACGUACCCGACGAAAUUAUCACCCUCGGUCAACUUGGGCUAGAGGAUUAUCCACGUACUAUCUCUGGAAAGGUACAAAAGAACGCACUUCGAAUCCUUGUCGCAGCCUACCGAAAGAACCAUGAAACAAAGCAUGAUUCUGUCACUGGCUCAGACAAUGGUGAUGCCACUCCUCACACGAUUGGCUACACCAAUGGCAACAUCAACGGUUCCACUCGACGUGACUCUGGAAUCAUCGAAGAUAAGGAUGUCGAACAAACAGUACUUCACGUGUGGUGGAGAGCUACUGGUAUCGAGCCAUCGAAAUUGGAUAAAGAUACUCCUACCUUCAACUACGCAGACUCAAUCACCAUAAUGCGUGUCAGAGCGUUGUACCGCAAAGAGUUAGGUGUUACGCUAUCAGCGGUUGAGAUGUCACAAAACGCCGAUCUGAAGACUCAGAUUGAGGCACUGGAACGCAAAGUCUCACAGUCUCAAAAACAGGCAAUCGCUCCGCUUCCUUCAUUUGAGAAUGCGCGAACUCUCGAGGAGCUCCAAAUUGUCCUAGGGACAGAAAACAAUGCCAAAAACUUCAAGGAAAAAGCGAGCGCAGCUCUGGUGAAGGAGGGGUUUGACUUCGAUGGAGAUGUUGAAUCUGUCAUUCAGAUGAAUGAUUUCAUUGAUGUUCUGGAGCGCGAAAAGCUCAUCAACACGUGGAACUUCGGCAUUUCUAUCGUUGCUGAUGGCUCUACGGUGCAGGAGCUUAAAACUGCCUUGACGGCCGCUCUGACAAACAAUCAGUUGUGGACUUCUUUCUACGUGCACGGGGACAGCGGAGCGCCCAUAUAUGUUACGAUGAAGCCCACGAGAAAGCUCUAUGACCAUGUCCUGCACGAGAAGGGAUCUGUUGCCAGUGUUACGGAACUCCAACAGAUUGCCAUCGACUAUCCUCACAGGGAGCAUUCGGUCUUCCCCGGCCCUUUGUUCCAUGCUCUGUUAUACGAAAUUGAAGACAUCAAGUCAGCUGGAUUCGUCUUGUACGACUGGCAUGUUAAGCGCCUUGCAAACAUCCAUCUCCACCGCAAGGCUCUCUACCCUCCCGCGCACGUCCCCCGCCAGGCGAUCCAGUCAUCUCCUGACGGUAUAGACUACGGCUUUGACGCCCCAGCACUCCUAAACCUAAAACGCCACCACUCCCAUAUCACCGCCUCCGUCGUCCUCAAAGCCGCCAUGGCACUCAUCAACAUCACACGCACAAAGCACACCCACGCACUCAUCAGCAACUACGAAGCUUGUCGAUCGUCCUUACCCUUUUGGCCCGACACCCUCCGCCACCUGCCUGGCCUCAACGGCUCUACUCUUGCCGACCUCGACGCCUCCGAUGUCGCAGGCCCAACCAUGAACGCCGUCACCAACGUCAUUGGCGUCGAGCGCACCGAGACCGCUCUCGCCUUCCUAAACCGUCUCCAGGCAGAACAGUUUGAGCUCACGAAGCACUCGCACGCGCCGUGGCGCCGCAUCAUCGCCGCUCUCAACGAGUUGCACCCCGGCGAGAACGCAGGUGAACUCGUGUACGAGACACACCGUACGCAAUUCCUUACUUGGGUGCCUGGUGUGCUGGGCGAAUACGAAAGGAUUCGCAUCGCGCAGAUUGCGAUUCGCGCUGCGCUGGGUCUGGUAUUCGUAGCGGGAUUAGGCGGGCCAAAGGCGACUAUGUUUGGGAUUAGCUUGAGGUGGGAUGUGGCAAAUUAUAGUGCUGAGGAGACGAUGAGGUUCACCAAGGAUGUGGAGAGGGCGGUUUUGUGGAUGUUGGACGAGAGGAACUGGGAGAGGCCUGUGGGGGAGUUUUUGGGGACGGUCGAGGAGAAGGUUGAGGGGAAGAUUGACGAGGGGUUUGAUGAGAAGAUUGACGGGAAGGUGGACAAGAAUGUUGAGGGGAAGGUUGAAGAGAAGAUUGAAGAGAAGGUUGAAGAGAAGGCUGAGGAGAAGGCUGACAAGAAGGUUGAGGAGAAGGCUGACAUGAAGGUUGAGGAGAAGGUAGACGAGAAGGUGGAUGAGAAGGUAGACGAGAAGGUGGAUGAGAAGGUGGACGAGAAGGUGGAUGAGAAGGUGGACGAGAAGGUGGAUGAGAAGGUGGACGAGAAGGUGGAUGAGAAGGUGGACGAGAAGGUGGAUGAGAAGGUGGACGAGAGGUUUGGGGAAAGAGCCAACGAGAAGGUUGGUGAGAUGGUCAAUGAGAUGGUCAAUGAAAAGGUUGAUGAAAAGGCUGACGAGAGGUUUGGGGGAAAAGUUAAGGAGAUAGUGGAGGGGAAGAUCGAGGAGAAGGUGGGAGAGCAGGUCGCGGAGAAGAAUGAGGAGACACACAGCUAA
Messenger RNA from Didymosphaeria variabile, 3966 nucleotides. RefSeq lists its product as uncharacterized. The coding region runs from base 1 to 3966 and encodes 1321 amino acids. The record is from RefSeq and is a predicted model, not a curated record. The transcript has 5 exons. Gene Ontology annotation, biological process: fatty acid metabolic process. NCBI's taxonomy places the organism in Eukaryota, Fungi, Ascomycota, Dothideomycetes, Pleosporales, Didymosphaeriaceae. Gene Ontology annotation, molecular function: medium-chain fatty acid-CoA ligase activity.